AUGGUACGCCUGACCAUAGAGCUGAUAGCAAAGUCCAGAUACAACUUUAAGAAAAAAAUAGGCCUCUCUUUCCAGGACUACCUAAGGACCCUCACGCACCUUCAUUUCUCUGGAUACAACAUUGAAGACAUCGGCGACCUCUCCGAAUGCCGCAACCUGAGCGUCCUCUACCUAUAUGACAACCGUGUCACGCACAUCCAUAACUUGGACUUUGCUCACAACAUGACUCAUCUGUACCUGCAGAACAACAACAUCACACGCAUUGACAACCUGUCCCAUCUGCGCAAACUCUACAAACUCUUCCUGGGAGGUAACAAGAUCUCAAUGGUGGAGGGCUUGGAGAACCUAGGCGAGCUGGAGGAGCUGCACGUGGAGAGUCAGAGGUUGCCCCCUGGGGAGAAGCUGCUUUUCGACCCCAAGACCCUGCGCUCCCUGGCCAAAACUCUGUGUGUCCUCAAUGUCAGUAACAACAACAUGGAUGAAAUCCGCGACCUGGCUGUGCUGAAGGAAAUCCAGCAUUUUUCCGCCUUUGACAACAAGCUGUACAACGUGCAGGAGCUUGAAGAUGUGUUGGGGUCCUGGCCUUUGCUCAUUCAAAUGGAUCUACGGGGAAAUCCUGCGUGUAAAACCGCCAAGUACAGAGACCGACUGAUCAUGGCGUGCAAAAGACUCCAGGUAUUAGAUGACCGCGACAUUAAGGAGGUGACCAGACAGUUUCUUGUCAACUGGAAAGCAUCCAAAGAAGCCAAGAAGAAGAAAAAGGAGACGAGAACGGCAGCAUGGGUCAGGUUGGACCUCCGCCGCAGCCUCACAUCUGCUGCCAUGCACGCGCAAGGCUGGAAGCAGCAGCAGCAGCAGCCGCCUCAAAGGGUGCAGCAGUUAAAAAGCUUCCUGCACAGACAGCCCAGCUACAUAACCGUCACAUCAGGCUCAUGUAAAAAAAAGAAAACAUUUCGAUGGAGGGACUAA
Nerophis lumbriciformis (worm pipefish) is the source of this 969-nucleotide messenger RNA. NCBI's taxonomy places the organism in Eukaryota, Metazoa, Chordata, Actinopteri, Syngnathiformes, Syngnathidae. The record is from RefSeq and is a predicted model, not a curated record.